AUGCCCGUCGCCGGUCGGGAACACGACCGAAACGUCAUGCGCGAUGCGCGUGAGAACGUCGAGGCCGCCACCAAUCGGCUCUCGGAGGGAUACGAAGUUCGACUGGCCCAGCUCGAUGCGGAUCGUGCUGCGCUGGCCGAGCAGGUCUGUCAGCUGGAGAUGGAGAUUCAGAACCUCCACGGCAACCAUCUGCAGGACAUCCAGGCUCACCGAAGCUGGCAUUCGUCUGCUUUGGAUACUCUCUUCGAGACGCGAGGCAGUGAAGUGGCUUGCCUUGCCAUGCGCGCCUGGAGGGAGCUUCUGCGCGGCAAGGAUGCAUUCGGCCGCCGCCGUCGCCUCGCUGGACGAGUCACUUCUCGGCAUGUGCAGGAGAUGAUGCUUCAAGCCAAGCGGGCGCUCUGGGCGGCUUGGAGCAGCGCCGCGGUCCGUCGCGCGCAGCACCGCCGGAGUGCCGGCGCUGUGACCAAGGCUUUGGCGCGGCUCUCGGACGGUGAGCCGAGGAGGCGCGGGGCGUUUGUUGCUUGGCGAAUGGCAGUGCAUCCGCUGCGUGGAUCUGCACAGAAGGCCUUGGUGCGCGCGCGCCUGGCGGCCGUGCAGCAUCGCCAGCGGACUGCGCACCGGGAGUUUCAGAGGAGCUGCUGGGACAUGUGGGCUGCAAAUGCACGUGAGGAAGCAAGGACACGACAACUGGAGGCGGCUUCCACAGCUCUGCGCGACCAGGUGGCAAUGCACAAAGAAGCGGCCCAGGCUGCGCAUGCUUCCGCUGAAGAGCGACUUCAGCAAGUCGAGUUGCAGUUCCAGGAAUCGGAGAUGAUUGCCGCAGAGGCUAGCAGCCAGCAGCUCCUCGAUCAGAAGCUCGUGAGUGCCAAGCUCGAGUCACGCUUGUCCACAGCAUCUGAGCGGGAGGAGGAGCUCCGACACGAGAUGUCGCGCCUGGCUGAUCUGCUCACAGCCGCAGAGGCCGAGGUCCUGGAAAAAGCAAGCGAUGUGGAGACUGCUGAGGCGCGCCUAGCUGCAAAGACGGCAGAGGCGCAUGCCUUCGAGCAAGCUGAGCUCCGGCAACAGACCCAGGAGGCUGCGAUUGCUGGGCGCCUUGCCCGGCUGGUGCAGCAGGCGGCAGACCAAGAGGAGGAGAUUGCCGUGCUGCAGACGUCACUGCAUGCAGAGCGGGCCGCGCUGGCUGUACUGCGCCGUAGUGACCUUCAGCUCACGGAUGCCGUGACUGAAGCCAAAAGCCUUCCAGUGCGGCAUGUCCGCACAGAUGUGGACGAGGCUAAGAACAGAUGGCGGCUCGAGCAUAGCUUCUCCGUGUCGGCGAUUCACAAAUCCGGCACACUGCCGGAAACACUUCCACUGGCUUCGAGAACAAAGAGGCUCGCGAGCCGGAGCCAGUGA
Messenger RNA from Symbiodinium sp. CCMP2592, 1395 nucleotides. Lineage: Eukaryota; Dinophyceae; Suessiales; Symbiodiniaceae. The record is from the annotation of a GenBank genome assembly.